AUGGCCCCACAGAGAACCUACGACAACCCUCAAGGAGUUAACGCAGUUUUACUGGGACCUCCUGGGUCUGGAAAGGGCACACAGGCACCACUGCUGGCCAAGACCUACAGUGUCUGCCAUUUGUCGACGGGUGACAUGCUCAGGGCAGUGAUUGCCUCUGGGAGUGAACUAGGGAAGCGAAUCCAAGGGGUCGUUGACUCUGGCCAGUUGGUCAGUGAUGAGUUGGUUCUGGAGCUGGUCAAUGAUAACCUGAAUAAACCAGAAUGCAGGAAUGGAUUCCUAUUGGAUGGUUUUCCCCUGGACGAUCUGCUAGAGAAAAGGAGAAGCCCAUUGGAUGCUGUCAUUGAGUUUGCUAUCGAUGAUUCUCUUCUGCUGAAACGGAUAACAGGGAGACUGUUCCACAUUCCGAGUGGCCGUAGUUACCAUGAAGAGUUCAACCCACCAAAGAAAGAGAUGACAGACGAUAUAACCGGUGAGCCUUUGGUUCGAAGAAAUGACGACAACGCUGAUGCAUUGAAGAAGCGACUCGAUACCUACCAUAAACAAACAAAACCGUUGGUGGAUUACUAUUCCAAGCAAGGUCUUCAUGUUGCGGUCAAUGCCUCGCUGCCACCUCAGGCUGUCUUUGCUGCAAUCCGGUCCAUAUUUUCAACAACAGUAUCAAGGGAUCAGAUCUUGUCAAUGAGAAACUGA
Candidula unifasciata is the source of this 693-nucleotide messenger RNA. The record is from the annotation of a GenBank genome assembly. Lineage: Eukaryota; Metazoa; Mollusca; Gastropoda; Stylommatophora; Geomitridae.